This is a messenger RNA of Drepanopeziza brunnea f. sp. 'multigermtubi' MB_m1, 1683 nucleotides long. Lineage: Eukaryota; Fungi; Ascomycota; Leotiomycetes; Helotiales; Drepanopezizaceae. The record is from RefSeq and is a predicted model, not a curated record.
AUGCAUCCCUCGCGUAUGGCGUACGUGGAGGAGCCAGAACCAGAGGUAAGCCGACCCCUCCAGAAAUCCCCCAUGUCCACACCCCAAGCUCCGAAACGGUAUUCAUAUGAUCGCAGAGGUGUCUCCGCGUGCGCACGUAGGAAACCUGCAGCUGAUGGAUCUGGUGACAACUUUCAGGACACCGGGAUUGAUCUUACCAAUGUGCCCCUUGACAAUGACUAUGAUAUGCCCUCGGCAGGGCCGGGCCUGGCCCCCGAGCGCGCAUCGGCGUUUCAGUCGCAGAUUGAUCGGAGGAAGAAGGCGGCUGCUAUUGCGGUGCCGACAGACGACAAAAGGGUGAGAGAGCGGCUACGACAGCUGGGGGAGCCCGUCACGGAGUUUGGAGAGGGGCCUGGGGAUCGUAGGGAUAGAUUGAGGGAGCUGCUGGCAGAUUUGGCUAGGGAAGAUGGGGGACAAGAUGGCGAGGGCGAUUCGAAGAUGGUGGAUGCGGGCGACGAGGACGACGAUGCGCCUGACGAGGAAUUUUAUACCAAGGGGAUUCCGGAGUUGGUGGUGGCGCGGAAGGCUAUUGCGAGAUACUCUUUGCCGAGGGCGAGGAGUAGACUGGCGAGUCAGAAGGCCGAAUCUACGAUUCCGUUGCGGACACACGUCAAGUUUAGGAAGGAGAUCAAGGCGAAGCUCGAAAAGUUCGAACUUCAGGGCAGUCAGACAGCGGGGGAUCGACCAGUUAGCAUCACGCGGUUUGCGCCGAAUGGGGAGAUCAUUGCUGCUGGAAAUUGGGGAGGCGGAAUCAAGUUGCUGAACGUUCCGGACUUGAAUGAGAUCAAGACGCUAAGAGGGCAUACGGAUCGAAUCGGUGGCAUUUCUUGGUUUCCUGAUGCGACAUUACCUGGUACAACGGUCUCGGAGAACUCUAUCAAUCUUGCCUCGGGUGGUGCAGAAGGCAAAGUCCAUCUCUGGUCAAUGACUCAGGACACUCCCAUCUCAACACUCGAAGGUCACAAUCAGCGAGUGUGCCGAGUAGAAUUUCAUCCCUCUGGGAAAUUUCUAGCGUCAGCAUCGGAGGAUACGACAUGGCGACUCUGGGACGUGGAGACUACAACGGAACUGUUACUUCAAGAAGGCCACUCUAGAGGUGUUUUCGCUAUCGCGUUCAACACUGAUGGUUCUCUCCUAGCUAGUGCCGGUACAGACAGUAUAGGCCGCAUUUGGGAUCUACGAACAGGACGAACAGUCAUGAUCCUGGAAGGUCACAUCAAACCAAUCUACGCACUAGACUGGGGCGUUGACGGCCACCGCGUUCUCUCCGGCUCUGAAGACGGCUGGAUUAAAUGCUGGGAUGUCCGAAAGGUACAGCCAUCCGGCGGAAUCGGUGCUCACAAAAUGGUCUCGGACCUGAGAUGGUUCAAAGGAAACGACGAUCCUGCUCGAGGUUUCAUUCCCCAGCUAGAUGAACAAGGGACUCAAAUACCCAAGAAGUCCGGCACGUUCGUUGUAUCUAGUGGUUUCGACAAGACGGUCAAGAUCUUCUCGGCGGAUGACUGGUCGCAGGUGCAGAGCUUGACUGGGCAUACUGGUAACAUUCACAGCGUAGAUGUUACGAGAGAUGCGAAAUGGAUCGUUAGUGGUGGGUAUGAUCGGACGGUCAAGCUCUGGGGACGUAACGAUGGCGAAGGUAUUUGA